Molecule: messenger RNA, 387 nt
Organism: Paraglomus occultum
Lineage: Eukaryota; Fungi; Glomeromycota; Glomeromycetes; Paraglomerales; Paraglomeraceae
Source: the annotation of a GenBank genome assembly
UAGAGGAGAGUUUUAACUUGCAGGCAACUCACGACAUAUUGGAGUAUGGCAUAUGGAAAGAAAGCUUAUAUAAAUAUGACCACUUCUCCUUCCCCGGUGUAGUCCCAAGAACGUUUAUCGGACCUCUACUCCUCGGAGGAGCUGCAUAUCCAAUAGUGGCAGUGUCAAAAUGGUUUAACCCUAGCCUACAGAAAUUAUGGAUACAAUACCUUGUUAGAAUUAUACUUGGGCUGUCGACCGUAUUUGCAAUGUCGAAACUCAGAGGAGCGAUUAAGAGAUCUUUUGGUCAACCUAUCUCGAUAGGAUUUAUGUUGCUUUCGAUGUGUCAAUUUCAUACUAUCUUUUGGAUAAGCAGAACGUUACCUAAUAUGUUUGCCUUCCCGCUAA